AGCGUGGAAAGGUGGUUCUUUUCGUUCGAUGCUUUGUUGGAUGUGGAUCGCAAAUUAAUAUCCAUUUUAAUCCACAACGUAGAAACCUUUAAUACCAUUUAAAUAUGACUGAAACUCUUCAAUUGAGGGGAACACUUCGGGGGCAUAAUGGAUGGGUCACCCAAAUUGCUACAAAUCCAAAAUAUCCGGAUAUGAUAUUGUCUUCCUCACGUGAUAAGACUCUAAUAGUAUGGAAAUUAACACGUGAUGAAGCCAAUUAUGGAAUUCCGCAAAAGCGUUUGUACGGUCACUCUCACUAUAUUAGUGAUGUAGUUCUGUCAUCCGAUGGAAAUUAUGCUCUGUCUGGUUCAUGGGACAAAACUCUUCGUCUGUGGGAUUUGGCUGCAGGACGUACCACAAGAAGAUUUGAAGACCAUACCAAGGAUGUUUUAAGUGUUGCCUUCUCUGUGGAUAAUCGUCAAAUUGUCUCUGGUUCGCGAGACAAGACAAUUAAACUGUGGAAUACCUUAGCAGAGUGCAAGUACACUAUUCAAGAAGAUGGACAUACAGAUUGGGUUAGCUGUGUGCGUUUUUCUCCAAAUCAUUCAAAUCCCAUCAUUGUUUCUGCAGGUUGGGAUAAAUUAGUUAAGGUAUGGAAUUUAACCAACUGUAAACUAAAGAUCAACCACAGUGGGCACACUGGAUAUCUCAAUACAGUUACAGUGUCUCCUGAUGGUUCGCUUUGUGCUUCUGGUGGCAAGGAUUGCAAAGCUAUGCUGUGGGAUUUAAAUGAUGGAAAACAUCUGCAUACUCUAGAUCAUAAUGAUAUCAUAACAGCUUUGUGCUUUAGUCCUAAUCGCUACUGGCUGUGUGCUGCAUUUGGACCAUGGAUCAAGAUAUGGGAUCUUGAAACCAAAGAAAUGGUUGAGGAAUUAAAACCUGAAGUAGUAUCUGCGACAAGUAAAGCAGAACCUCCUCAUUGUUUAUCUUUAGCGUGGUCUACUGAUGGACAAACACUGUUUGCUGGGUAUUCUGACAAUACUAUUCGCGUUUGGCAGGUUUCUGUAUCUAGCCAUUAAGUACUUUGUAUAAAAGUGAAAUAAUAAAAAAAAAAAGAGUGAAA
Molecule: messenger RNA, 1102 nt
Organism: Megachile rotundata (alfalfa leafcutting bee)
Lineage: Eukaryota; Metazoa; Arthropoda; Insecta; Hymenoptera; Megachilidae
Gene: Rack1
Product: Receptor of activated protein kinase C 1
Molecular function (GO): ribosome binding; protein binding; translation regulator activity
Source: RefSeq, a predicted model, not a curated record